Molecule: messenger RNA, 936 nt
Organism: Urocitellus parryii (Arctic ground squirrel)
Lineage: Eukaryota; Metazoa; Chordata; Mammalia; Rodentia; Sciuridae
Product: olfactory receptor 4C13-like
Biological process (GO): G protein-coupled receptor signaling pathway
Cellular component (GO): membrane
Molecular function (GO): olfactory receptor activity; G protein-coupled receptor activity
Source: RefSeq, a predicted model, not a curated record
CACAUGAAGUACAUGAAGACUACAAACAAUGUGACAGAGUUUGUUCUUCUGGGACUUACACAAAACCCAAAGAUGCAGAAAAUAGUAUUUGCUGUAUUUUUGCUCAUCUACAUUAUCUCUAUAGUAGGAAAUUUGCUCAUCUUGAUAACCAUCACUAGCAGCUCAUUGUUGGGAUCCCCCAUGUACUUUUUCCUGGCCUAUCUCUCCUUUAUUGAUGCCUGCUAUGCCUCUGUCAACAAUCCUAAACUGAUUAGAGAUGCACUCCAUGAAAAGAAGACCAUCCUUUUCAAAGGAUGCAUGGCACAAGUCUUUGGGGAACAUUUCUUUGGAGGUGUAGAGGUCAUUCUGCUGACAGUGAUGGCCUAUGACCGCUAUGUGGCUAUCUGCAAGCCCUUGCACUAUACAACCAUCAUGAACUGGAGAGUGUGUGCCCUGCUAGUGGGAGUGUCCUGGAUGGGAGGCUUUCUCCAUGCAAUCAUUCAGAUCCUCUUCAUCUUACCACUACCCUUCUGUGGCCCUAAUGUCAUUGAUCACUUUAUGUGUGAUCUGAACCCUUUGCUCAAUCUGGCCUGCACUGAUACCCACACUCUGGGGCUCUUUGUUGCUGCCAAUAGUGGAUUCAUCUGCCUGUUAAACUUCCUCCUCCUGCUGRUCUCCUAUGUGGUCAUCCUGCACUCCCUGAGGACCCACAGCCUGGAGGGUAGGCGCAAGGCCUUGUCCACCUGUGUCUCCCACAUCACAGUGGUUGUCCUCUUCUUUGUUCCCUGCAUAUUUGUGUACAUGAGACCUCCAGCUAAUUUACCCAUUGAUAAAGCAGUUGCUGUAUUCUAUACCAUGAUAACUCCCAUGUUAAAUCCUGUGAUCUACACUUUGAGAAAUGCUCAGAUGAAAGAUGCUAUGAGAAAAUUGUUUAGCAGGAAAUUGCUUGAUAAAUGA